AGCUCUCCACACUCCCAUCUCUCAGGGACACGGCAGCAUGAAGUCGGUGGCCGCCCUUCUCCUGGUGGGGAUGCUCAUCCUCUGGACAGAGCUGCCAACAGGCAGCGCCUGGUCCUGCCCACCCGUCCGCUUCACCUGCGCGAUGGCCAACCCACCGAACAGGUGCUCCAGCGACUGGCACUGUCCGCGGAACAAGAAGUGCUGUCAGACCUUCUGCGGGAGGAAAUGCAUCUCGCGCUUCCCUUCCCCUGCCAUUUCAUACGUGUGAGUUUCUGCUCCCAGGACAGACUGAGGGCCUUCUCAGCAUCCCCAUGCCACCCUGGCACCAGCCAGCUGCCCACGCCUCUGCUAAGGCUUGUCCUGCCCGGCACCAGCUCCUGGGAGGACAGCGACAGCCACCAGCCCACGCUCAGAGGCCACCUCAGCUCCAGGACCACCCCACUGACAUGCUGCCUGCUCAUCCUCUCCCUCCGCUUCCCUGCUGCUGUUUUAACAAAUAAAAGAUUUUGUCCCAGG
Messenger RNA from Tyto alba (common barn owl), 516 nucleotides. RefSeq names its product caltrin-like protein 2. NCBI's taxonomy places the organism in Eukaryota, Metazoa, Chordata, Aves, Strigiformes, Tytonidae. The transcript has 3 exons. The record is from RefSeq and is a predicted model, not a curated record. The coding region runs from base 38 to 268 and encodes 76 amino acids. Gene Ontology annotation, cellular component: extracellular region. Gene Ontology annotation, molecular function: peptidase inhibitor activity.